AUGCCACGCAUACGCGAAAGUGUUGCCUGUGUUUCAUGGCUUUCAUUUUCAUCUUUCCUUCCUUCCUACAUAAAUUCAACUUUCUUUCUCUUAUUUCUUUCAUUAUUUCUUUUUUCUUUCCUUCUUUCUUUCUGUUUUUCUCUUCUUUCUUUCUUUUUUUCUUUCUUUCUCUUCUAUUUUCUUCUUUCUCUUCAUUCUUUCUAUAUUUCUCUUUCUUUGUUUCUUUUUUUCUUUCUUUCUUUUAUUCGGUCUUUAACUUUUUUCUUUAUUUCUUCCCUUAAUUCGUCCGUUAUCUUUUUCUUUCUUUCUUUCUUUUAUUUCAUUUUCUUUCUUUCUUUUAUUCUUUCUUUAUCUCUUUCUGUCUUUCUUCUAUUCUUUCUUUCUUUCUUUCUUUCUUUCUUUCUACUUCCUUCCUUUCAUUCUUUUCAACAUUUUGCUUUCCUACUUUCUUCUGACAUUUUCUUUCUUUUCUACUUCCAAACGCCAUAUUUUCUGUCUUUCAGAUUCCUUCUCUUUUGCUCAUUUAUUCUGUUUCUUCUUCAUUUUUUCAUCACUUGUUCUUUAUUGCAUUCCUUCAAAAUAUUGACUUUCUUUUUCUUUCAUCCUUUUUCUUUUCCACCCAUCUUUAUUACUUAUUUAUUUAAUUAUACCUCCAUUUUCCCUUUCUUUUUUCUUUCUUUCUUUAUUUAUUUAUACUUCAAUUUCCCUUUCUUUCUUUCUUUCUUUCUUUCUUUUUUCCUUGUCUUUAUUUAUUUAUUUAUUUAUUUAUUUAUACCUCCAUUUUCCCUUUCCUUCUUUCUUUCUUUCUUUCUUUCUUUCUUUCUUUCUUUAUUUAUUUAUUUAUUUAUUUAUUCAUACUUUCAUUUUCCCUUUCUUUCUUUCUUUAUUUAUUUAUUUAUACUUUCAUUUUCCCUUUCUUUCUUUCUUUCUUUCUUUCUUUAUUUAUUUAUUUAUUUAUUUAUUCAUACUUUCAUUUUCCCUUUCUUUCUUUCUUUCUUUCUUUAUUUAUUUAUACUUUCAUUUUCCCUUUCUUUCUUUCUUUCUUUAUUUAUUUAUUUAUACCUCCAUUUUCCCUUUCCUUCUUUCUUUCUUUCUUUCUUUCUUUCUUUUUUAUACCGCCAUUUCCCUUUUCUCUCUUUCUUUCUUUCUUUUUUCUUUCUUUCUUUCUUUCUUACUUUUUUCUUUCUUUCUUUCUUUCUUUCUUUCUUUCUUUCUUUCUUUCUUUCUUUCUUGUUUCCUUCAUACUAUUUAUAUCCUUUUCUUUUUCACUUUCUUCUUGCUCUCUUUUUCAUUUUAUUUCCCCACCUAUUUUUAUUUCUUCUUUUUUUCCUUCCUUAUUUCCUUUCAGAUUUGACUCCUCCCCUUAAUUUCCUCUUUCUUCUCUUUCCUUUUUUCCAUUCUUAA
This is a messenger RNA of Acanthosepion pharaonis, 1404 nucleotides long. The record is from the annotation of a GenBank genome assembly. Lineage: Eukaryota; Metazoa; Mollusca; Cephalopoda; Sepiida; Sepiidae.